AUGGCGAAUUCAAAAUUUGAAUAUGUCAAGGACUUCGAGCAGCCAGAUCUCUUGCUGCCCAAUACUUGGAUUGUGGUUCGAAUCGACGGAAGAGGAUUUCACAAACUCUCGGAUCACUACGCCUUUGAAAAGCCUAAUGACCGCCGGGCACUGGAUCUCAUGAAUGCAGCAGCGGCUGAGGUCAUGAAGGAUCUUCCAGAUCUAUGCAUUGCCUAUGGCGUCAGCGAUGAGUUCAGCUUUGUCUUCCAUCCAAAUUCCCAGCUCUUUGAGCGUCGAAGCGCGAAACUGGUAACGACUAUUGUUUCGACAUUCACAGCAUACUAUAUCUAUUUGUGGUCGUCUUAUUUCCCUUCAAGUCCACUCAAGCCGCCUUAUCUCCCCUCAUUUGAUGGGCGCGCAGUCAUCUACCCUUCAUCGCGAAUUCUGCGUGAUUACAUGAGCUGGCGACAGGUCGAUUGUCACAUCAAUAACCUCUACAACACUACAUUCUGGACGAUGGUCCUGCAAGGAAAAAUGAGUAAUACCGAUGCAGAGCAGGAGUUGAAAGGUACCGUGUCUUCCGACAAGAAUGAGAUUCUCUUUAAGCGAUUCGGCAUGAACUACAAUAAUGAAGAGGAGAUUUAUAAGAAAGGCAGUGUGCUUUAUCGUCAGUAUGAACUUCAAGAUCCAAAGCCUUCUUCCGUAUCGGUGGAAGAUGAGACUUCUGUCCCAGAGUCGCAACAGUCAAGAUCACAGCAGGAUAAGAUGAAGAAGCUACGCCGAAAGGCAAAGGUUGUCAUUGACCAUGUUGAUAUCAUUAAGGAUGAGUUUUGGGCACGCAGACCGUGGAUUAUUUCUGGGUCUGCGGGCAAGUUGCCCGUGCAGACUUGA
Messenger RNA from Penicillium angulare, 870 nucleotides. RefSeq names its product tRNA guanylyltransferase. The transcript is spliced from 8 exons. Gene Ontology annotation, biological process: tRNA modification. The record is from RefSeq and is a predicted model, not a curated record. Lineage: Eukaryota; Fungi; Ascomycota; Eurotiomycetes; Eurotiales; Aspergillaceae. Gene Ontology annotation, molecular function: magnesium ion binding; tRNA guanylyltransferase activity. Bases 1 to 870 code for a protein of 289 amino acids.